Messenger RNA from Osmerus eperlanus (European smelt), 3749 nucleotides. It is a transcript of the gene syn2b, whose product is annotated as synapsin IIb. NCBI's taxonomy places the organism in Eukaryota, Metazoa, Chordata, Actinopteri, Osmeriformes, Osmeridae. Gene Ontology annotation, cellular component: synaptic vesicle; synaptic vesicle membrane. The record is from RefSeq and is a predicted model, not a curated record. Bases 397 to 2838 code for a protein of 813 amino acids. Gene Ontology annotation, molecular function: ATP binding. The transcript is spliced from 13 exons. Gene Ontology annotation, biological process: neurotransmitter secretion.
AGUGAGUGAGAGAGCGAGAGAGGGAGGGAGGGAGGGACAGAGAGAGAGGAAACAAGGCAGAGGGAGAGCAUCUCACGCUGGCAUUCAGGCUGCUGUAGCUGAGGCGGACAGGCAGAGCAGGGGGACAGUCAUCUCUACCUCACCCUGGGGAAGCAGUUUCACUCGCGCGCACACACACACACACUCUCUCUCUCCUGAGGAGUCGCGGGGAAAGCUUGGGAGGAGGGGACACGCACACGCCUCGCUUGGCUGCCGCUCCGAGAGUCGAGAACCUCCAGACUCGCAGCCCUUCCUCCGCCUGUGGACAGAUCCACCAGCGGAAGCACACCGGAGACCGGUCGCCCUCGUCCUCUUCAGAUCCGUCCGAGCGCACGCCGCCGCCCACCAACCGCCGCCAUGAACUUCCUGCGACGCCGCCUCUCCGACAGCAGCUUCAUCGCCAACCUUCCCAACGGCUACAUGACGGACCUUCAGAGGCCCGACCCUCCGCCUCCCCCUCCCCCCACGGCCACGGCCCCCGCCGCCGCCGGCCCCGGCCCUGCCACGGCGCCGGGCCCGGCCACCCCCACGACGCCCUCCAUCUCCCCGGCCCCGGAGCGCCGGCCCCAGCCCGUCCAGUCGGCGGGCUCUGGCUUCUUCAGCUCCAUCACCAACGUGGUGAAGCAGACGGCAGCCUCGGCCGGCCUGGUGGAGCAGACGGCCGUUCCCGCCGCCGCGUCCAAGAAGUUCAAGAUCCUGCUGGUGAUCGACGAGCCGCAGCACGAGUGGGCUAAAUUGUUCCGGGGAAAGAAAGUACAGGGGGACUAUGACAUCAAAGUGGAACAGGCUGAGUUCUCAGAGAUCAACCUGGUUUCCCAGGCCAACGGGACCUGCAACGUGGACAUCCAGGUGACCAGGAGUGGAAGCAGAGUGGUGAGGUCAUUCAAGCCGGACUUUGUUCUGGUACGACAGCACGCCUUCAGUAUGGCCCAGAACGAGGACUUCCGCAACAUGAUCAUCGGCCUGCAGUACGCUGGCAUCCCCAGCGUCAACUCACUGGAGUCCAUCUACAACCUCUGCGAUAAACCCUGGGCGUUUGCCCAGCUGAUCAGCACCCAGAAGAAGCUCGGCCCUGACAAGUUUCCCCUCAUCGACCAGACCUUCUACCCAAACUACAAGGACAUGAUCUCCAUGCCCACGUUCCCCGUGGUGGUGAAGAUAGGACACGCCCACUCCGGAAUGGGGAAGGUGAAGGUGGACAACCACAGUGAUUUCCAGGACAUAGCCAGCGUGGUGGCUAUCACCCAGACCUACACCACCACAGAGCCCUUUGUAGACGCUAAGUACGACAUCAGGGUACAGAGGAUUGGCAGCGACUACAAGGCCUACAUGCGAACCUCCAUCUCUGGUAACUGGAAGACUAACACGGGCUCCGCCAUGCUGGAACAAGUAGCCAUGACGGAUAAGUACAAGCUGUGGGUGGACACCUGUGCUGACGUCUUUGGGGGUCUGGAUAUCUGUGCUGUCAAAGCCAUUUGUGGCAAGGAUGGGAAAGAUUACAUCACUGAGGUUGUGGGUUCAUCUCUGCAGCUGAUUGGUGAGCACCAGGCUGAGGACAGGCAGCUAAUCUCAGACAUAGUCCUCACCAAAAUGAACAAGGCGCUACCAAGGACAGCUGCUCGCUCUCCUCAAAGACCCAUAGCAGGCCUGCCACAGAGCGCUGCUCCGAAGGAAGGCCCAGUUGACCCCAGCAAGACUCCAGUCCAGCGGCCCCCACCACCAGGGGGCCCAGUGAGAACUCAGGAGUCAAUGUCUAAGAGUGGGGAGCCUUCAACAGAGCCAGCCCAGAAAGAACCAUGUGCCAAAACCCUCUCCAGUACAAAAAACAGUCCCGGUACAAAAGCCACCCCCAGUACUAAAGCCGACCCCAGUUCCAAAGCCUGCUCCAGUUCAAAGGCCUGCUCCAGUUCAGAGGCCUGCCCCACCGAAACUAGCACCAGCCCCAACUCCUGCUGUAGCCCCAGCCCCAACUCCUGCCCCUGCAGCCGCUCAACCCCUGACCACGCACCAGCACCGGCUCCAGUCCAAUCUCCUCUAGCUGCAGACCCAUUCCCCAUCUUAACCCCGACAGCAGCCCCAGCCCCAGUCUUGGCCCCAGUCUUGGUCCCAGUCCCAGCCCCAGUCUUGGUCCAGCCCCAGUCCCUGUCCCAGCUCCAGCACCCACCACAGAGCAGCCAAAGCCCCAGCCUCAGGUGUCCCCAGCACCUGCUCCUGGGAAGCCCACUGAGCUGCCUCCAAGCCGCUGCCUCCCAAGCCGCUUCCUCCCAAACCUGUGCCUCCAGUACGCAGGAAUUCCAAACCACAAAUCCAGCCAAAGCCCCAGACCCCACCUCCCCCAGAGCCAUGCCCAAACCUCAGCCAGAGGGCUCCGAUUCACCCCUAGUCCCAACACAGGUGCAGUCUACAACAAAGGUCCAACUCCAGUCUCAAUCCCAAGCUAAGCUGCAGUCACCACCUAAAGCUCAGCCCCAGACUAAGGCACCGUCCCCCAGAGCAAACCCCAACCCCAGCCCCUGCCCCUGUCCAGCCCCAGCCCCAGCCAAUGCCCCUGACCCCGCCCCAGCUCCAGAGCCAGUGGCCGGCCCGGCCUCAGCCCAGGCUGAAGCCGAGCCUCCUGUUGAGGAGCAGCCUACAGCCCAACCGAAGACUCAUCCACUGCUCAACAAAUCACAGUCCCUGACCAAUGCCUUCAAUGCCAUCAGUGACACCUCUUUCUUCCGCUCGGGUAACGAGGACGAGGCCAAGGCAGAGACCAUCCGGAACCUGCGCAAGUCCUUCGUCAGCCUCUUCUCCGACUAACUGCAGCCCUGUUAAAUGCCUGGGGAUUGGGGCCGAUGAUGACAUGAUUGACAUGAGUGUGACCCAGUCUGAGAUUAACUGUGUGUUAACUUCCUGUAUACAUCCCUCCCUCCCCCACAGCUUCUCUGUCUCAGUGUCAGUGAAGCCCAGUUGAGUGUUAAUGUACAGUGAUGGUUCUGGCUCCAGGUACGUCUGUCUACAGCAAGGUACCAUAGCCCUCGUCCAAAACCUUGAAGUCUGUCCAUGUGAGAGGAGAAUGAUACUACCUUCCUAUGCAUGGCUCCAUCACAGUCGUGGUUGUGGAGCGUGAGGGAUAUCAAUGUCGAGUUCAACCCCCAUUGCCUCUCUAGAUGUUGUAGCCUUAUUGUGACAGUGUCUGUUUUCUCACGGCCAGAUAAGAGGCUGUGUCUGGUGACCCUUGUUUAAGCCCCCAUGUACUGUGUAGACAUCUGCAGUAGUGUGGUUUGUUCCUUCUUCUCAUAAAGACAUUGAGACAGUUUGUGCAAUAACACCUCAGUGUGACUGUAGACUACAGUCACUCCCAUAAGCAGUACCUCUCUUUCUAUCCCUCUCCCCUUUUCAAGAUACUGUUAACUGGUCAACCGUAACUGGUCAAUUUCAACUAAGUUGUCGUGUUUCUCGAGAUGAAUGCUUCCAGUGUAUGUAAAGGAAGCUGGGUGUCAAGCAGUUUCCAUCAUGUCAGCUUACCCACGAAUGCCACAUGUUGUUUGCAGUCAAUUCUAAAAUAGUGUAUUGUAUUUAUGUAUCUGUCAUCUCAGGAGUUUAUUUUGUUAUUGACAGUAUAUUUGGGUUUAUUUGUUUGGCUCCAUAUAGUUCAGUUUGUAUACUGCUUUGCAUGAUCCGGUGACUAAUGUUUUCUGUACAGAUGUCAAUAAAUAUGUGGCCCAUUG